Molecule: messenger RNA, 1614 nt
Organism: Trichoderma atroviride IMI 206040
Lineage: Eukaryota; Fungi; Ascomycota; Sordariomycetes; Hypocreales; Hypocreaceae
Source: RefSeq, a predicted model, not a curated record
AUGCCUCACUCAACUCUAACCCGUCCCAAAUCAUUUCAUGCCAUCGUUCUUGAUCUGAAUGGCGUCCUUCUUUCGUAUGGGGGCUCAUUCCCCUCAAGCGUCUUGAAACCCAGCCAGAUCAAGAACGUGCUCGACUCGCCAACAUGGUAUGACUAUGAGUGCGGGAAAAUCUCAUCUCGUCAGGAAUGCUACCAAAGAGUCUCUUCGGAGUUUGAGAUGGACGUUGAUGUCUUCUCAGAUACUCUUGAACAGCUCACCAAAACAGUCAAGCCGCAUUCUGAAUUCAUAGCCGCCAUCAAGAAUAUCAAAGCAGCCUUUCCAGAAAUCAAGGUCUAUGGAAUGAGCAACAUUUCGCAGCCAGACUAUGAGUUUUUGAAGCCAAUGAUCUCCUCUUGGGGUAUUCUAGAUGGAUUUCAGGCAAGUGGGCAGGCUGGAGUGAGAAAGCCGGACAAUGCCUCGUAUAUAACGUUUCUCCAGAAAUUCGAGCUUGAUUCCGCCAGAUGCGUGUUCAUCGACGAUAGCGUUGAGAAUACCGUUGCAGCUUCAGCAUUAGGAUUCAAAGGAGUGAAAUAUAGCAACCCAAUAGAGGUUGAAAGGACGCUGUGGAAUUUGCUGGGGUCUCCCGUGGAUCGCGGCAUGGAGUAUAUGGAGAGAAACGCAAAGAAGAUGAUGUUGGAACUAAGCACCGGAGGAGAACAGCCUGAUAACUUUAGCCAGUUUAUAAUCUUGGAGCUGACACAGGAUGAGCGCUUGAUCAAGCUGGAAAGAAAGCGAGGGCCGACCUGGAACUAUUUCCACCACAGCAACACGUUCAACGGCACUACUUACAGCGAUGACUGCGAUACCACCUCGUACGCCAUGUGCACACUGGACGAUAUCCCUGCUCAUGAGAAAGAGGCAGCAAUGGAUAUCAUUCUCAAUAAUCUCAGUCCAGACAACCUACCAUUAUGUUGGUUCAACAAGAACCGCCCUCGCCUCUGCCACGGCAUUAUUGCCAAUGCCUUUCGUUUCUUUGCUCUUUCAGGCCAAGGUCACAAAUUAGCACAUACUUAUCUCUUUCUCUGCCGCCUGCUCCGGACCAAGGCCUAUGAACUCGGAAGCCGUUACUAUGAAAACAUUGACUACAUGCCUUACAUCCUUAGCAAUCUGUGCUCGCGGCGGCCUACGGACCCGUCAUUGGCGGAGAUGCGGGAGCUAUUGAAGAAAGAAAUCCAGGACCGGUCAGGGUGUGAUAGUGACGUCCUGGGAGCGGCACUGAGGACUUUGAGUGCUCAGGCCAUGGGAGUGCCGUACGCGAAGAGAGAUGUGCAAGUGCUGCUGGAGAGCCAGCAACUGGAUGGCGGUUGGAAUAGAGUGUGGCUUUUCAAAUAUGGGAAAGAGGAUAUCAAGGUCGGUUCCAGGGGCGUUAUCACGGCUAUGGCUGUCAAAGCCCUACGACAAUACUACGCAGACGAGGAGUAGUACUAGAGUAUAGACAGACGCCAAGAGUUGGUUCCGCUUUUAGCAUCCGCCUUUACCGAAAAUAGAUGGUACCUGCUAGUUCCACGUUUUAGCAACCACCUUUUCGGUAAAGGUGGGUACAUGUGCUAAAAGCGGGUACAAAUUACAACUCGC